AUGUUUGAAAACAUUCCUCUUGAAAUGCGCCCGACCCCAACGGGCAUUACAUUAUAUGGUUUCAUUGCACCCAAUGCCGUUAAAGUGUCGAUUGCGUUACAAAUUCUUGGUGUUAAAUACACUGUACGAAAUAUCAACAUCCUUAAGGGUAUUCAAAAGUCUCCGUGGUAUGUUGAGCUUAACCCGGAGGGAACUGUUCCAACACUAGUUGAUGCUGGAGACGGAUCAUCGUCGCCCAUUGUCAUCUGGGAAUCUGGUGCUAUUUUGCAAUACUUGCUGUCCAAGUACGACCCGGAGGGCCGGGUUUUGGGCUACCCGGUGGAUUCAGCUGAGUACCCACAGCAGCUUUCAUGGCUUUUUUUCCAAGUCUCUGAGGCUGGUGCACUCCAGCUCCAGGCCAACCGUCACUUUGUGUUCCCAUCAAAAAAAGAUACUGAGCAAGAGCGCAAUCUUUUGAAAACCCGCUACAUAGGCGAGACCCGUCGAAUUUACAGAUUGUUGGAGCGACAUUUGGCUGCCCGAGCAAAAUCGCAUGCUCCUGGUGAUGACCCGCUGGUGUUGGUGGGGUCGCGGGUGUGUGUUGCCGACAUUGCACACAUUGGGUGGAUCACAAUGGCAUUUUUGAUAGGCAUCGAUGUACCUUCUGAGUUCCCACACAUUACCAAAUGGAUUGAACAUGUUAUCGCCCAGAAAGGAGUUGUCCAGGGUCUUGAUGCAUCAGGACCAUGGUUCGGGUUUUCGCGCCGAGCCCCGUGGAAGAGGCCUGGUCCCGACAUGCGGCUGUAG
Magnusiomyces paraingens is the source of this 786-nucleotide messenger RNA. RefSeq lists its product as uncharacterized. The record is from RefSeq and is a predicted model, not a curated record. Lineage: Eukaryota; Fungi; Ascomycota; Dipodascomycetes; Dipodascales; Dipodascaceae. Bases 1 to 786 code for a protein of 261 amino acids. The transcript has a single exon.